Anopheles bellator is the source of this 4369-nucleotide messenger RNA. RefSeq names its product serine/threonine-protein kinase tousled-like 1. The transcript is spliced from 10 exons. Gene Ontology annotation, cellular component: nucleus. The record is from RefSeq and is a predicted model, not a curated record. NCBI's taxonomy places the organism in Eukaryota, Metazoa, Arthropoda, Insecta, Diptera, Culicidae. The coding region runs from base 1 to 4026 and encodes 1341 amino acids. Gene Ontology annotation, biological process: chromosome segregation; peptidyl-serine phosphorylation; intracellular signal transduction. Gene Ontology annotation, molecular function: protein serine/threonine kinase activity; ATP binding.
AUGUGCGAGAGAAAGAAAAUGCGGCGAAUAAAAAAGAUGUCGGCCGGAACUCAGCUGCAGAUGGCACCACAAACGACAAUAGUACAACAAGUUGGCCAGGACCAAACGCACCACCAUUCACAUCACAUGCAGCAGCACUAUAGCGGUGGCCAACAGCAGCAGCAACAUUCGCAAGUAUCCGCAUCUCAGCAGACUUCCGCCGCCGCAGCCCUGGCUGCCGCUGUUGGCAACCUCUCUACGCAACAGCAACAGCUGCACCAUCAUCACCACCACCAUCAUCAUAACAACAAUAAGGACCAGGACUCCAACAUGAGCACUGGUUCGUCGCAUAGUGAUAAGGAAAUUGAGGCGAUCGCGGUAGCAACAGCUGCCACCGCCGCUACCGCUACCUGCACAUGUGGCGUCGCCACGGCACCCACGCCGGAGAAGGUGUCGCGAGUUCCAGCGGAGCGGAAGCGCAAGCGGAAAGCCCCCGACGAUAAUGGUGGGCCCGGCGGAGGAGGAGGAGGUGGAGGAGAAACCGCGGCGGGUAUUGAUUCUCGCGGUGGUGUUGGGGGGGCCGCGGGGGUUGGCGGCCAUUUACGUGAUAGUAGAGAUAAUGUUAAGGGCCCGCGGCUCUCUUUGCCGCUCAGUGAUACUAAGAUAAAUGAUUACUUUCCCAAACAACCGGCUGGCACGCUGCUCCGUGCGCAUCCUGUUACGGUUGCGACAACGGUGGCCGGUAGCGCGCCUGCUGCUGGUAGUGGAGGCCGAGGUGCUACCAUCUCCUUGACCAGUGUCGGCGGUUCUGGUGGCGGAGGAAGCGGAGCGGCUGGUGGUGGCAACGGUCAAUCGACUAAGAGCAGUAGUAGCCCACAGGUUGGUGGCCCCUACCCAAUGUACCCGCCGUCGUCGUCGCCCCAGUCCCAACACCUGCCCGUGGUCAGUAGUGCGGGAGGUGGUGGUGUGGCAGCACAGGUUGGCAGCAGUCCCACACCCCAGCAGCAGGAUCCAUUUAGCCGACCACAGCGACAACCAUCGGUUAACGCUUCCGUGCUAGUUCCUCCUUCUUCGUCCGCCGCCACGGCAGCGGCAGCAGCGGCGGCAGCCGCAGUUGCGGCGGCCGCUGCAGCCAUGUCCGCCCUCACCCAAACGGCGUCAUCCACCGGUACGUCGAUAUUGAACGCGUCGGCAGCAGCGGGCCCUACCGUCGUUUCCUCGGCAUCUCAACAAAAGACUAAUCUGGCCCAACCUGCCCAGCUACAAAAGCAACUACAACAGUCGUCGUCACAGCAGCAGCGUGAGCAGAAACAGUCAACGACGCACUCGGUGGCGCAGCAACACUCUAUUGCUGGCUCGCAAACGAACGGCGGCGACGGUGGCGGCGGAGGGUCCAGAGUAUCAUCGGGCCAGUCUCAAAUGACACUAGCAACCUCGUCGCAGCAGCAGCAAGCAGCGGUGGUGGUGGUGGCAGCCCAACAGACCGCGACGAUCGCCAGUGGCGGCGGUAUGCAGCAAUCGUCGCAAAACGCCUCCCAGCAUCAGCAGCAAAGUGUGCAGAAGAGCACUGGCGGACUAGGGACCACCAAAGCUGGCGGCAUUCCCACGUCGGCGGUGGUGGUGGUGACUUCAACGCCGGUCACAGUGAUACCUAGCGGCGCUGCUAACCACCACAGCAUUACUGGAGUGGGCAGUGGUGUGGGAGAGGGUGGUGGCGUUGUUAGCGGUAUCGUCCUUCCAUUAUCCAACAGCAGCUCCAACAUCAACCUGUUACUCAGUAGCAGUAGCAACAGCAGUAAUAGCAAUAACAGCAGCACCGGAAGCACCAGCAAUGGCGGGGGUGGCGUGGAUGGUACGGCAGGGGCCGUUGGAGGUGGCGGUGGGAUAGGAGCUAGCAAAGCGUCCAUUGCUUCGUCCCUCGCCGGAGGCGGAGGGGCGGCUGUGCUUGGUAGUGGUGCGAAUAGUUCCACCGCCGCGCAACCUGCGACCGCGGCACUAUCGGCCUCGUCCUCAACGGCGGAGGCCGGAGGGGCCGUGGGGCUUUCAGCGUCCGCGACGGCAUCGUCGUCGUUGGUGACCGCUGCGCCACCGAUCAUGGCUACGAAGCAGGUGCAGACCGAUUUGACUCAGGCGGACAUUAGCGAGCGGGAGCACGACUUCGACGCGAGUCGGACCCGUGUCGAUGAGCUGGCGCGAUUGUCGGACGAACAGAAGUGUCAGAUCAGCACACACCAAAAAGUGAUCGAGCAACACAAGAGCCACAUCAACAAGUGCAUCGAAGUAGUGAAAAAGCUGCUAAAGCAGAAGAGCAACAUCGAGAAGAAGGAGGCACGCCAGAAGUGCAUGCAGAACCGGUUGCGGCUCGGCCAGUUUGUGACGCAGCGUGUCGGCGCCACCUUUCAGGAAAAUUGGACUGACGGUUAUGCAUUUCAGGAGCUCGCAAAGCGCCAGGAAGAGAUAACGGCAGAACGAGAGGAAAUCGAUCGGCAGAAAAAAUUGUUGAUGAAGAAGCGCCCCACCAACAGCGAGGGUGGUCGGAAGCGCAACAACAACAGUAGUAAUACCGGAUCCGCGACCGCGUCCGCUACCGGUACCGCAACCGCCGGUGGUGGUGGCGGUGGCAUCGGUGGUAGCGCCAGCGGUGCGGGUGGGACCGCCAGCGGGAGUAACGGUGGAGGCAGCGCGGGUGGCAAUGCAGGAUCGACCGGUGGUUCGUCGCUGCACAACGGCAACGACAGCACGUUCCUCAAGCCCGACCCGGUCGUCAGUAGCAACUCCACCUUUACGCUCCAGGAGUACUACGAGUGCGACGAGAUACUGAAACUGCGUCAAAAUGCGCUCAAAAAGGAGGAUGCCGAUCUGCAGCUGGAGAUGGAAAAGCUGGAACGUGAGCGAAACUUACACAUCAGAGAGCUUAAGCGGAUACACAAUGAGGAUCAGUCACGAUUCAACAAUCAUCCCGUACUGAAUGAUCGCUACCUGCUGCUGAUGCUGCUUGGCAAAGGAGGAUUUUCCGAGGUGCACAAGGCGUUCGACCUUAAGGAGCAACGUUACGUCGCGUGCAAGGUGCACCAGCUGAACAAAGACUGGAAGGAGGAUAAGAAAGCCAACUACAUUAAGCAUGCGCUGCGAGAGUACAACAUACACAAGGCUCUCGAUCAUCCACGUGUUGUGAAGUUGUACGACGUGUUCGAAAUCGAUGCGAACUCAUUCUGCACCGUGCUCGAGUACUGUGACGGGCACGAUCUGGACUUUUACCUGAAGCAGCACAAAACGAUUCCUGAGAAGGAGGCGCGUUCGAUCAUCAUGCAGGUUGUGUCGGCACUGAAGUAUUUGAACGAGAUCAAGCCUCCGAUCAUCCACUACGAUCUGAAGCCGGGCAACAUCCUUCUAACUGAGGGUAACGUGUGCGGUGAGAUCAAAAUUACCGACUUUGGUCUGUCGAAGGUUAUGGACGAAGAAAACUAUAAUCCCGACCACGGUAUGGAUCUCACGUCACAAGGUGCUGGAACUUAUUGGUACUUGCCACCGGAGUGCUUCGUUGUCGGCAAGAACCCACCGAAGAUCUCCUCAAAGGUGGACGUUUGGAGCGUAGGCGUUAUUUUUUACCAGUGUCUAUACGGGAAGAAGCCGUUUGGUCACAACCAGUCACAGGCCACCAUACUCGAGGAGAACACGAUCCUGAAAGCGACAGAAGUUCAGUUUGCUAAUAAACCGACCGUCUCGAACGAGGCAAAGAGUUUUAUACGCGGAUGCCUCGCAUAUCGGAAAGAGGAUCGCAUGGAUGUGUUCGCACUGGCAAAGCACGAGUAUCUGCAGCCGCCAAUAUCGAAGCAUAAUCGGUCGUCAAACCAGCAAAACCAGCACGUUGGAGGUAACGUGACCAGCAAUAGUGGGCCCGGUGGGGGCGUUGGUGGCGGCGGUGGUGGCGGUGGAGGGGGCGGUGGUUCAGGUGGGUCGGGCGGUGCCGGGGGCAAUCCGGGAGGCCAGCAAACCUCUUUCUCCACCGGCAUGUUCGGCAACAUGAACCAAUCGAGCUCAUCUUAGCUGAUUUUUUGCAACUACACUAAGCGAAGCAGCGUCAGCGUCAGCGUCCCUGUGGUGCCCACUUUCCCUCUCGUAAGCCCCGCAUUAAUUGUUACGAAUACGCCAACGAUCAGUUCGUCCUCCUCGCCCAUCUUUGAUGCCACGAUAGCCGCCCUAUCUCUGAAGCCGCUUGCCGCAGCAAGCGGUAUCUACACUUCCUCUUCGCUUCGCGUGGUUCUACGAUGUAGUAGCAGCAGCGAGACUAACAGCGAACACAAUAUCACUAUCACUACUACCAACACUGUGACUAUGGCAAGUGCAAAUGAUGCGCACCCGGCCUCGGCAGGGAUGCUGUUUUGUACCU